CGGCUUCUUAAGUAUAGAAUUUCGCGUGUUCAAAAAUCGCAAAAACUUAAUCAACAAUUAGAUAAUUGUAGAUAAACAAAUAAUAAACAUCUUCAAAGGCCAAUAAACUAUGCACAUUGCAAGUGACACAUAUCAGGAUGUUUACAUUUGAGAAUCUCUCAAAAAAGAAAGAAAACAGAAAAGCAUGUUGAUUAAACUAUAAAUAACUCUGCAAAAAGUUAAAAAUAUAUUUGUUGGGGAAGUGUUAUUCUGAUCAUAAAUCUUAUUAAAUAACUGUUUCAUUUCUCUGCGUAAGAUUUUCCAGACGAAACUUUAUUUUAUUUGACUUUUCCGCAUUAUAAUAUUAAAUAAAAGAUUACGUGAACUGUCGGCAAGGUGCAAAAAGAAAAUGAAAAUCGAAUGAGGAGGAAUUAAAAAUAGCUGUCGGAUAAGAAUACACAUGCAAAAUAAAACGAGGAUCUUCCUAAGCGUGUUUUACGUGAUAGCCACGACAGAUAAAUUUGUUUUUCAAUUGAUUUGAUGCAUCGGCAAUGAACAGAAUUUUAGUUAUCGAUUGUUGAUUGAACGAUUGAGAUCAGUUGAGUUUAGUUGAGUGGUUUUGAAAGUGAAAUAAAUAAAAAUUGUGUAACAAUGAGCAAGCAACAACCGUUAGCAAAAGGAUCAUUGAUCCUUCAAGAAAAACCUUUCGCGUAUAUUGUGAAAUCGAAAUUUAUUAAAGAACGUUGUGAUUUUUGCUUGAGCAGUGGAAAGCUCCUGAAAUGUGGUGGUUGCCAGUUUUCUCAUUAUUGCGGAGUGUUAUGUCAGCGAGACGCAUGGGCCGAACAUAAAUACGAAUGUUUGUGCAUGAAAAAGAUUGCACCACGCAAGAUCCCAGAUGCUGCACGUAUGAUGGCGAAAAUCAUCUGGAAGUUGCAAUAUGGUGGUUAUUUACAAAAGUUCUACUACUCGCGUAACGGAUUUAGAAAGUUCAAUGAUUUGAUGCCUCAUUUGGAUGACAUCAAAUGGGAUGAGAAAAGAAUGGAACAUUUGCAAUCAUUGCACGAAGUUUUGAAAGUAUAUCUCGCACCUGAGCAUUUCCCAAAUCAAACGGAAUUCCUUGGGAUUUAUGGACGUUUGUGUAUCAACAGUUUCAAUAUUCUUGAUGAUGAUUUGAACUCGGUUGGAACAGGAAUUUAUUUAGCGGCUUCGAUUCUCGAUCACAGUUGUAAACCAAAUGCAGUGGCAACUUUUGAAGGUUCACAACUUUCAAUUCGUUUGAUUGAAGAUAUUCCCGAACUUAAUUGGCAAAAGAUCAGAAUUUCUUACAUCGAUCAAAUGGAUCUUCCAGAAAUACGUCGAGCUGAGCUCAAAAAAGCUUAUUACUUUGAUUGCGAUUGUGAAAGGUGCACCGAUGAAUCCAUCACACCGAAAAUGCUUGCAAUGGCUUGUCCCAAAGAGAGGUGCGAUUGUGUUCUCUCACCAAGCGACUUUAAUUGCAAAAGAUGCAAAAUUGAAAUCACAGAAGAGCAUCGAACGAAAUAUGAAGAUGUUACUGAAAUGACAAAGCACCUAAUUGAUGAAAUGCAAAGUGUGAGAUAUCUCGAUGUAUGUCGAACUCUCGAUAAACAACAAACUAAUGUUUUACAUGAAAACAACAUUUGGCGAUUAAAGUCAUUGGAUUUGGCUUUUGACGCGGCGAUUGAUCUUGAAUCUUGGGCCGAAGCUGUUGAAUUUGGCAAGAAUUUCAUCAAAGGAUUGAAAGUUUACACAUCAGACUACAAUCCUCUUGUUGGUAUUGCUCAACUCAAAUUAGGAAAGAUCUAUCCUCAUCUUAAUGAAUUCCAAAACGCUAUUCAACAUAUAAAGGAAGCAGCAAAUGUUUUAAAAAUCACACAUGGCGAUCAAUCGAGAGUCAUGCGUGACUAUGUUCGUCCACUUUUAGCAGAUGCCCAACACUUGUUAGAAGAAAGUCAAAAAAUUAAAUCUCGGCAAGCUGAAGAAGAAGAGGAAGAAGAAGCUUAAUUUCAAUGCAAAAAUAGAUCGAAAAGCAUUCAAUUCACUUCAUUUGUUUUUCUUCUUUCCUGGUUAUUGACAUAUUGUUGUAAACCUUGUUUUAAAAAUAGUUAUUAGAUGAACAAAAAAGCAAAUCGUUGAUUAGUUGUUACGUGUGAUAAAAUUGUGUCCGAGACAUGAGUCUGAUUUCGAUUCAGUAGCCAAAAUUGAAUAAAUUUGUUGAAUUGCUGUUUCUUAAAAAAUAA
Molecule: messenger RNA, 2237 nt
Organism: Clunio marinus
Lineage: Eukaryota; Metazoa; Arthropoda; Insecta; Diptera; Chironomidae
Source: the annotation of a GenBank genome assembly